This is a messenger RNA of Branchiostoma floridae (Florida lancelet), 705 nucleotides long. Its product is annotated as sortilin-related receptor-like. The record is from RefSeq and is a predicted model, not a curated record. Bases 1 to 705 code for a protein of 234 amino acids. Gene Ontology annotation, cellular component: plasma membrane. Gene Ontology annotation, molecular function: protein binding. The transcript is spliced from 2 exons. NCBI's taxonomy places the organism in Eukaryota, Metazoa, Chordata, Leptocardii, Amphioxiformes, Branchiostomatidae.
AUGGCGACCGGCUUGCUUCUGUUUGUGUGCCUGCUGUCCAUCGGCCAUGUCCGCACAGACGAGGUAUGCCCCUCCUCUGCCUUCGCAUGCAAGACGACCGAUGACUGCAUCGGUUUGGCAAAAAGGUGUGAUGGUUCUCCCGAGUGUCCCGACUUCUCUGAUGAAGAUUGCACAGCCCCAGGUUGCCUGUCGCCAGGUGUAUUCAGCUGUGACGGGCGCUGCCACUCUCUCGCUGUGGUAUGUGACGGGAUGUCUCACUGUGUUGACGGCUCGGACGAGGAGGAUUGCCUGACCAAAGAGUGCCCCUUACCCAACUAUCUCAAGUGCGAAACAGCUGGCAUCUGUGUACGACCGGAGUGGCAAUGUGACGGUUGGAAUUAUUGUGACGACGGUUCGGAUGAAGAAAAUUGCACAGUGUGUCCUUUGCCCAACUAUUUCAAAUGUGAAAGUGGUAGCAAGUGUGUCCCUCCAUGGGAGCAAUGUAACGGAUGGGAUAAUUGUCUAGACAGGUCGGAUGAGGAAAAUUGCACCGGUACCAACAAAGAGUGUUACAACGCCGACUAUUUCAAGUGUGAAAGUAGUGGAGCAUGUGUCCCUCCGGAGUGGCAAUGUGAUGGAUUGUAUGAUUGUGAUGACGGUUCAGAUGAGGACAAUUGCACCAGCAAAGAGUGCUACAACGCCGACUAUUUCAAACGGUUCAGAUGA